Aspergillus brunneoviolaceus CBS 621.78 is the source of this 417-nucleotide messenger RNA. RefSeq lists its product as uncharacterized. The record is from RefSeq and is a predicted model, not a curated record. The transcript has 3 exons. Bases 1 to 417 code for a protein of 138 amino acids. Lineage: Eukaryota; Fungi; Ascomycota; Eurotiomycetes; Eurotiales; Aspergillaceae.
AUGAAGACCUUCGUCGCAGCAGCCACCUUCCUAGCCACCGCCCUGGCCCAGAACGCCGCCAUCGGCCUCCCCAAGGCCGACCAGACCGUCCAGCCAGGACAGAGCCUCACCGUCCAAGUUCAGCGUCCUAACACCAUCACCGGCUCCCAAGAAAUGGCCGUUGCCAUCGGCUUCCAGUCCUGCGCCAGCGGUAACUGCUACGCGGCCGACGAAUACAUGGGCACCAUCCUCUACAACGGCGCCUUCAACCCCGUCUACCACGAAUACUACCUGCCGCCGUACGAGAACUUCACCGUCACAGUGCCCGCGUCGGCGGCGGCGGGCCAGGCGGUCAUCGGGGUGGCGCAUGCCACUUUGGUCGGGGCUUCCGCGGCCCCUUACUUGGAGGUUUUGAACCAGACGGUUACUGUUGCUUAG